Molecule: messenger RNA, 1383 nt
Organism: Symbiodinium necroappetens
Lineage: Eukaryota; Dinophyceae; Suessiales; Symbiodiniaceae
Source: the annotation of a GenBank genome assembly
AUGAAGAGAGAUGGGAUUUACUUGGAGAUGGGCGCGCUGGACGGCGUCACCUACUCAAACACGCUCGCGUUGCGGACUUGCUUGGGGUGGACCGGGAUGUUGAUAGAAGGCAGUCCGCGCCAUUUUCAAAGGUUGCAUCAGAACUAUAAGGAUGUCGAGAGUGUGAUUAUCAAGUACGGGGCCGUGUGCGCACCUCCCCUGACGAACGCGACGUUCAGCCAAGGCAUGAGCAUAGGUUCUAUCGAUGGAGAUGUGACAUAUCUGCCCACAGGGCUUCGUAAACGAUUUUCCUACCGCCGCCAGCGAGUUGUUGUACCUUGCCGCCCCAUGGAGUGGUAUCUUCAGCAACUCCCGAAAAAGCAUGUGGACUUCGUGUCCUUGGAUGUUGAAGGUGCCGAGCUGGAAGUUCUCCUCACCAUGGAUUUCACCGAAGUAUUGGUGGAAGUGUUCUUGAUCGAGUUACAUGACUGGGGCAGAUCCGAGCAAACACAAAGCUGGAAGAUUCGGAAGCUGAUGCGUAACCUUGGCUACAAGGAAUGCACGAACGUCCAUGUUUGGCCGAACGGACUGUUCGUCCUUCAAGAAGGCGGCGGAGAUGUGUUGCAAAUCCAGCCAUGUGACAAGAGUGGUGCUACUCACAGGAUCGAAGCCAAGCCAGACGUCAUGAUCCUCUGCCCUUGCCAUUUGUGGCUGGAGCUGCGGCGACCUACCCAUUCGAUACCGAACCAGCAUGCUGUUGUUCGUCACUGCGAAAUGAAAUCGAUGGUGGUUGCACUUCCGCAUUCAAUCCUCCUCUGCUUCGCUAUCACCGUUUGUGCCACGGAGCACUGUGAAGAGGAGCACAGCACAUUUCAGCUGCUGCAAGUGAGCCAGGCUGUCGCGGGGGCUCUCGACGUCCCCGCAGGGCAUGUAGAAGCUCAGCGGGAAGAUGUCGCACAGGGCUUCUUCCAUGCCGUCGGCUCGGCUGAAGCAGCAGCCGUCCUGCAGCCGGGGCUUAUCGCCGAGCGCACCUUCGAGGAGGUCUUCGUUACAGCUUCCUCGAGGCAGCAGCAGCCGGUGGCACUGACCCAGAAGAGCGCCGAAGCUGCCGUGGGAACGGAGACCAUCUGCAUCAUCGUGGGCGCCGUCCUCCUGGCGGUUCUGGUUUGCCUGAUCUUCUGCUGCUUUCGCCCCUCUGUGUCCUACGAAGAGGCGAGCAAGGAGGGCCAGGGCCCCUUCAUCCCCGCGGGCGCCGCGACGCUCCAGCGGCCCAGACACUCAGAGCUUUGGGGAUGGAUGGAUCGGAAGGGAUCGUCUAGUAUCAUGACUUACAGUAUAGUAUAUGGUCUUCUAUCAUGUUCUAGUAUAUUAUCAUAUCUUUAUGGUAUGUUCAUUUUGUUAUAG